AUGGAACCAACACUCACUCUACAAAUCUCAUUCAUCCUGCUCGGCCGGCGAGACACCCGCAUACUCGACCCAACCUUACUCUCUCCUCACGAACAAGCGACAACCCCCAUCCACCUCAUCCUCCAGACGCUCCAGCAUUUCUGCCCCUCCCUCCCCAUCCACACAUGGGCCAUCGAGACCCCCGACCGGGAAAUCCCACCCCUGGACAAACUGUCGCCGAAAGCAAAGCGCGCACACGCCGCCACCCAAGCCGCAGCGCACAACGACGCCCAGCGCGCCGGAGAGCAGCACUGGCGCGCCCUGACAUGCGACAGCCGCGAACUCUGGAUGCUGCGCCCUGCGCCGCGCGACUCGACGGCCCUGAGCCCCGUCGACGCGCACACUUGGCGCGAAGGAGACGCGAAUCUCACUGCUGCCGAGGCCGCGCACCUAGGCCGCAAUAGCUGGGCGUGUCCUGUGCUGCUGCAGAGGUUUGGGAUUCCCGUUGAUGUCACCUCUGCGGCAUGGGAGCGCUUUGUCCGCGAGGCGCGCGAGGUGCUUGGCGUGUUGCGGCGUGCGUUUGUGGAUUUUCAAGGUGUGGUUCUAGGGUUGGAAGGGGAGGUGAAGUAUUGGGAUUUGGUUGUUGGGGGGAGCUGCUUUCUCAAGAUGGUUGUGGAGCCGGUUGAGGCUGGCGUGGGGCAUAGGGUGCUGGUGUUGGCGGCUGCGUUUGAGCCGGACCUGGACUUGUUGCGCUCGACGGGGGAAGUGAUGCGGUUUGUGGGCGUGGGGAGGUGGUUGGAGUGGAUGCUGUUGGGGAAGAUGGCGAGGGCGCAACGCGAGGCGUGGCGCUGUUUGGGGAAAGCGACGCAUUGCACACGUGGCGAGGAGCAGUGGGAGAAUGAUCUCGGUGUCGAAGAUGAGAGGUAUCGAAGGACAAAAGGAAGGCCCCGUGAGUGGUGGGACGUUGUGAACGACCUGGACGAAACCGAGAUAGUGGAGGGAAUGCGUAAGUUCGAAAGCAGCGGAAACAACAGACUCGGAAUCGCUCUCCACCCAUCCUCAGACCAUACCUACCAACUCCAUUUCCAAGGUCGACGCAGCACACUAGACGCCGAGCAACUGAUCGCCUACACCGAACUCCUCGCACACAUCAUCGACACAGCACAAGCAAUCCGUCCCUCUACCAUCGCCGAACAGCUCGAGAACCUCCAACUCCACCCGUCGCCCACCUCCACAGACCGCUUCUCGAACAUGCUCAGCUUCCUAAGCCACGACAGCUCCAAUGCAUCGCAAACCGCACUCACAGCCCUUCUCAACCCAAUCGACUGCACGUCUCCCUCUGAGCCAGAAAGCUCUACACUGCCAGCUCCGCAGCCCACGCGGCCACGAGAAGCCGUCGAUCCCUUCUACAGCACACGUGCGUAUCUCGAGACAAAGUGUGCAGCGGAGAGAGCGGAUAUGGUGUGUUUCAUCGAGAGGUAUAGUAGAGCUGGUGGGUACCAGCCAACGGCGGAUGAGAAGCUACUAGCAAUGCUGAGGGCGGGUAGAGGGGAGGAGCGAGAUUGUGGGCAGCCAGAAGAGGAAAAAGAGGGUUGA
Messenger RNA from Ascochyta rabiei, 1575 nucleotides. RefSeq lists its product as uncharacterized. The coding region runs from base 1 to 1575 and encodes 524 amino acids. The record is from RefSeq and is a predicted model, not a curated record. NCBI's taxonomy places the organism in Eukaryota, Fungi, Ascomycota, Dothideomycetes, Pleosporales, Didymellaceae. The transcript has a single exon.